UCAGUUGUGUAACUCCUAAUUGGAUUUUAAUUCAAUUCUCUCGUAUUUCCCAUCCAUCCAACCACUUUGCUCCCUCCUUUAUAAUCUCCUUCUUCCCACACUCCUCUCAGUUUCAGGGCUCUCACCUAGCUCCGAAGCUCUCCUCCUCACCCACUUCAACUACCAAGAAUUCCGCAUUCCACCUUCGACCCACCCAGCAAUCACAUUACACAAAUAAAAAGCUAGUCAAAAUCCCGGCAAUGGGGUCGCCGCCGGACACCAGCAAGACCAUCAAGCUGGAGCGCUACAACAGCUACGUCCGCCGGAUACAGAGCACCAAGCUCCUCAACGCCUCCUCCAAGCUCAUCUUCCGCACCACCCUCCUAAUCGCCCUCGUGCUCGUCCUCUUCUUCACCAUCAACUACCCGCCCCUCUCCGACCGCCGUGUCGACGCCGGCGCCGCCAUCCACCGACACAGCUUCCUCUCCACCGGCUUCUUCUCCUCCUCCCGCUUCCCCACCUCCUCCGCAAUCGGCGGACCGAAUUGGGAGAAACAGGUCCGCCACUCCUCCACCCCGCGCCGCCCCAACGGAUUCUCCAUCCUCGUCACCGGCGCCGCCGGAUUCAUCGGCUCCCACUGCUCAAUCGCCCUGAAAAAGCGCGGAGACGGCGUCCUCGGCCUCGACAAUUUCAAUUCCUACUACGACCCAUCCCUCAAGAGAUCUCGCCAGAAGAUGCUCCUCAAGAACCAGGUCUUCAUCGUAGACGGAGAUCUGAACGACGCCGUACUGCUUGCCAAGUUAUUCGACGUCGUCCCCUUCUCCCACAUCCUCCACCUCGCCGCACAAGCCGGCGUCCGUUACGCCAUGCAAAAUCCCCAAUCCUACGUCAGCUCCAACAUCGCCGGGUUCAUCAAUCUCCUGGAAAUCGCGAAAUCGGCCAACCCCCAACCCGCAAUCGUCUGGGCUUCGUCGAGCUCCGUCUACGGGCUAAACGACAAGGUCCCGUUCUCCGAGCUCCACCGCACCGACCGGCCGGCGAGCCUCUACGCCGCCACGAAAAAGGCAGGGGAGGAAAUCGCCCACACCUACAACCACAUCUACGGCCUCUCCCUCACGGGGCUCCGAUUCUUCACCGUGUACGGCCCCUGGGGACGCCCGGACAUGGCCUACUUCUUCUUCACCAAGGACAUCCUCCAGGGGAAGUCCAUCGACGUCUACCAGACGCAGGAGGGGAAGCAGGUGGCGCGUGACUUCACGUACAUCGACGACGUGGUGAAGGGGUGCGUGGGGGCGCUGGACACGGCGGAGAAGAGCACGGGAAGCGGCGGGAAGAAGAAGAAGCCGGCGCAGCUGCGGGUUUACAACCUGGGGAACACGUCGCCGGUCCCCGUGGGACAGCUGGUGUCGAUUUUGGAGUCGCUGCUGGGGAAGAAGGCGAAGAAGCACGUGGUGGGGAUGCCCCGAAACGGCGACGUUCCGUUCACGCACGCCAACGUCAGCCUGGCGUAUAGGGAUUUCGGGUACAAGCCCUCGACGGAUUUGGCCUCCGGGUUGAGGAAGUUCGUGAAGUGGUAUUCCGGUUAUUACGGGGUGGAGACGAGGGUAAAGAAGGAAGUUCAGGGGGCCGGUGAGGUUCCCGAGGGCGGAUCAGCUUGAUGGGCCGUGGUGUAGCGUGGGCCCCACCCACCAUCCUUUAUUCCUCUUCUCCAUCUCUCACCUGUUAUUAUUACGAUACAAAAAUUUUCCUCCCUUUUCAUUUUCGUCCUUUUGGUGCGUUUUUAUAAAAUACAUGAACUUGGGGGAUUACUGUAGCGAUGGGGAUUAAAUUAUAUGAUUGAUAGAGAGAGAAAGUGGAGUUGGGGUAUGAAAAUGUAAUAAUUUGGGAGGUGUGGGAUUUCUCUGCAGGAAAGGGAGCAGAGAUCUCAUCCUCCUCCAACAACUUGAUGCUCUAUUUAUUUAUUUGGUUUCUUUCUCUCUUUUUGUUCUUUUACAGAAGUGUAAGAAAGGAAAGGAAAGGAAAGAAUUGUAAUUGAACAGUUGUAAUGAUAUCAAUGAUUAGUAUUCCAUUCCCAUAUAAUUAACGAAAGCUUUAAUUGUUAGACUUAGGGUUGCUGUUCUUCAAAGAUUACUUUCCAACACAUUUUAGUAUCAUGAUCUUUGAAAUUGCCAUUCUUGUCUACCACUAGUACAGUAGGCUGUAGAUGGAGCUGGAUCCAGCUCAUUACUCCUGGCCUCAAUUUCAUGACAAGUCUCUCUCUCUCUCCUAGUUGUGUUGUUGGUUUCUUUUUUGCUUGACUCCGACCGGAGUAUCAAUCAAACUCGUAAUUUUGCUAUGACAUCGAUGUAUCUCAAAUGGAACCGUGCUCGAGUUACACCAUAUGUUUAUAGUUUUUUUUAAGUGUUGAUCAAACUGGGAAUCCACCAUUGGAAGUAGAAAAAGUUCUAUGAAUAGGUAGGACAAUGUAAUAUUUGAGUUUGCAGCAAAAUGUGUCACGAGCUAGCAGGACUCAUAUAUAUGAGUCCACCACGUCCCACAAUAGGGAUAUAUCCAUGGUUAAAGAACACGAGUUGAAUUAGCGAAAGCACGUUAGUAUGUUCAAGAGCGAUCCGACAACUAGACCAGUGGAUCAGUGGAAGAUUUGUUGGGAUACCUUGCUUCGAGAGUGUCUUCAGUUACUUAAGUCUGUGUCCUCUUGGUAUAGUUUUAGCGCGGUUCUGCAGAUUGUCAACUCGACUGUCCAUAGAGUGACACUUAAAGCGCUCUUGUUGUUCUCAUUAGAGUGUACUUCAUUUGAUUUUGUAUGGUGGCUUGUUUGGAUGGAUUUGGAGUAGAGGUUUCUAUCUAUCUAGAAAUCAUUAGAAACAAAUUAAUGGAGGUUGUUUUGUUUGUUUUUCAUCUUAGAGUAAUAGUGAAAAUAAAUGGAGUUAUAUAGCUUAAAUAAAUAUAGGUGGCUAGAUAGAGCGGGUAACAUGGGGAGAGAAAAGGAUGGAUUGGGAUGCAUGGUGUUAAUCAAAGCACCGACAGUAUUAAUGUCAUGAAAGUGGGAGUUCAUAUUACCCUCCCUUCCUUCCUUCCAUCCAUCGAGUGGGAAUGAAAAUGAAAGGUGGCG
This is a messenger RNA of Linum trigynum, 3091 nucleotides long. NCBI's taxonomy places the organism in Eukaryota, Viridiplantae, Streptophyta, Magnoliopsida, Malpighiales, Linaceae. The record is from the annotation of a GenBank genome assembly.